AGCUAAAUACAUACGUACGAAUUAAAUAGAUAAGUAAGACAGAAGCUGCAGGUUAAGUUACAUGCAAUGUUCCAUGAUUUGUCCAGUUAUUUCCCAACCCUCAAUCUGGACGGAAGUGAUUACUACAGAUUUCUCAAGCUUGAAUUUCCAACUGAUACCUGCGAUACACCUGCAAUAUUCCUAUUCAACCCUACCUGGAUUGGGGUACCAAGUCUAACAAAAUGGUGGCCGACCAUCCAACCGACGCCUACAUCUACAACGAUACCUCCUUCAACUCGGAAGUCUUCAAUGUUUCCGAAAACACCGAAUAUCCCUCUAUCGUGCCACCCGGUAUCCCUCUCCCCAUCGGAAUUCGUCAUCAUGCCCCCUUCGGAGAAAACCAGCUUCUCCUUCGUCUCCUCGAUUACGAAGGGAAAACUUUGAAAACCGUCACUUUCUCCUCAUCCCCCGCGUCCACCUGGGUCGUCACGUUUGACGGAGUCGGAUCAAGAUCAUGGGGUGGCAAGAACAACGAGGUGGACCCAUCCGGCCAAUUCUAUCCGUGGGCGAAGGACUACGACUUCCGGAACCAGGUCCAAGAGCUAAAAUAUGCGAUUCGCGUCGAAGACGAGACCCUCCUUAUUCCCGCCGUACCAAAAUCCGCCGCAAUGGAACCCGUUUCCGGAAUGGAUGAUGAUUACAAGUCGUCACUUGACACAUUUUUGGACAUGGCUUUUGGAGAUGAUAAGAAAAUCGCGGACGAAAUCCGGGCCGCAUUUCCCUCGGGGCCCGACCACUUCAAGGAUGCUUUCUCUUCGGAUGAAAAUUUCAAAAAGGCGAUGGGAGCUCUAGUCAAGUUUCCUGGAUUGCUGCAACGUCUCGAGAAACUCCAUAUUAUCAACGUGUUGCUAAUCGUAUUGCGAAAAUGGGGUGACGUUGAUAAGGAAAACUUUCCAAAAUAUGUGGAUAAAUUGGUGGACGACUUUAAAAAGGUUAUCACCCCGGAUUAUACAUCUGAAGAUUUCAUCCACCUCGGGACCUUCGCCGGAAUGCAGACGCCGUUCUGUGACGAUGCCAUAGUCAAAGAAAUCUUGGAAAGGGCCGACUUCCCGAAAAAAUCGGAAACGUGGGAAGUUGGUCUGCAAUUUCUGCAAAAACCGGAAACCUACUUUGUAAAGGACCCCGAUUAUGUGAUCUCCGUUUUCAAUAGCGUUGUUCAAAUGGCCCCGGCGGAAGUCAAGGUGCAAAAAGAUCGCGAAUUUAUGCUCGACAUUCUCAAGUGCUCGAUGCGCAAGGGGAUCGAUGGCGAGAAGCUGGUCAAAUUUGUGAACGCGAUGCUGGACCUUUUCGACGCCAAAAUAUCCGGCGACGCGGCCGUCCCAGAAGACGACGAGUAUAAAAUGGAAGGCUAUCUAAUCACCAAGCUGUCCCUGCCCGCCCUGGAAUUCGGAUUUUAUUCCAAUGCAAAACCCGAAAAUCGGAUUCCACAGAAAAUCAUUGAUUUCAUGAGCCAAAUCAGAGAAGAAUACCUGACCGGAACAUUUCUCUCGUAUUCCUUGGACAUUUUGAAAACCGGGAGUGAAGCCGACACCGAGUAUGCAAAUUCUCUCGCCACCGUUUUCGCCACGGCGAUAAACAACCCAGGAAUUUUUAGCGACAAUAAAGAAUCAUUGCCCGUCUUGGUGGAUGUCCUUUGCAGCAAAAGAUUCCGUUUGGAUGGCACCGUGUACGAGCAUAUUUUGCAAACUUUGCAAUCCGCCGUGGGAUCACUGGGCGUGGGGGCAGAUGAAGCUGAAAAAAUUGGUGCUGCUGUCGAAGCCCUGUUUAAAACGAAGGAUGAUAAAUUUGCGAAUAUCAUGAACCUAAUCAAAACUUUGGGACAAGUUGAAGAAACCAAGAAACGCAGUAAUUUUGUGGAUUCGGAUUCUCAAACGAAAUUCCUGUCCAAGGUUGGCGCAUCUUUUAAAGAAUAUCUCAGCCAAGCGGGAUCUUUGGAAGAGACUAAAGAAAAACCCGCCUAUUUUGCCGCGCUCACUUCCAUCUUAAAACUGGGCUUCGAACUCGGACAGGAUGACACCCUGAAGCUGGUCGGAUUGCUGGAAAAAGAUGGAAAAACACAGUCCGAUCUAUUGUACGUUUUGGAAACGGCGCUUCAUCAAUUGAAGGGGAAAGAUGGGACGGCUAAUGACCCCGCGAAAUGGAUGGAUUUCUUAAACGAUGCCAAACUCGAUGCCACUGGCCGUCUCGCGUCCGCAAUUCUGGUCAACGUCAACCUAACGAUGGAUCAACGGGUGGAAUUCAUCAAGGACAAGGUGUCAACUUGGGACAAGAGUGGACAAGGGAUGAUUCUCAGGUCAAUUUAUGAAUUAGCCGGGGCAGACGGGUUUCCAGGGAGCGGCAUAAGUCCACUCGUUCCUUUGCUCAAAGAGCCCGAAUUGACGGAUUCAAUCUUCCAAGUGAUCAAUGUUUGGGUAAAGAAUGAAAAAACUGGGGACAUUGCAGACCAGGUGAAAGCAACCAUUGGAAUUUUAUCGGAUCCGGAAUAUGGCUGGAUUUUUGAUAACACAAUCUCCCAGUUGUUCGCGUUCCAUGAAAAUUUAAUUAAUCGUGGCACAGAUCCCAAGGAGUCCGGCCUGCUGAAUUGCUGCCUCGACUUUAUCCACCGGGGAUUAGAUUCGGACGGAAACGACGACCCGCCCCGCUACGGAACGAAGCUAUUACUCGCCCUGCAAAAACACGAAGAUUUGUUGGACGACGCCACAAAAUCCGGCCUGGCCGCCUUGCUGAAAUCGCAAAUCAAUUAUAACGGCGAUUCAGAAGUGAAGGAAAGUCUGAUUGAAAUUUGUGUCAAGUACAAAUGGUCGAACAUAACGAUGCCCGAUGUUGCAAAAAUUCUGGACGACGCGCCCUAUAAAAUUGAGAUAAUUAAGGACUUGAUCCCGCUCUACGAAGCAACCCCGAGCGAACCCGUAGCCCAAAGUUUGGCCGACUAUUUAGCCAAAAGCAUCGAAUUUGGCGAAAAUAUCCCCGACGCGGUGCAAAAAUUGCUAUUUUCCACAAAAACGACGGAAGUGGUGGUCACCUUGUUGAAGUUUUUGUCAAACUGUGUCCGAAUCUCGGCCCCUCCUCUCCCCGAUAAGUGGAUCCCGACAAUUCUAGAUUUCAUGGAGAAACGAGAACUCCCAAAAGUUCGGGUCGAACAAGUCGAAAUAAUUGAGAACAUGGCGACAUUACUUUUUCUCCUGGAAGUCAACUACGGCCUGGAUCAAGAAACUUGGACCCGUUGGAAGGCCCUGAUUGAAAAAAGCGGGGGAAACAUGAGGGCUCAAAGAUACGCUAAUUUGACCCAAUUGGCCAUCUCGGAUCGCGUCACUACGCCAGAAGAGAAGAUUGAUGUGAACGACUACGCUAAGUCCUGGGCCGCCGAAUGGGCUAGAUUUGACCCCGUCGGAGUCCAACUUCUCGUCAGAAACAUUGCAGCUAAUAAGGGAUUAAAAUUGGCGACAAAAUUGCAAAUUGUCUGUGUCACGGCCGACAUGGCGUCUGCACCUCGCCCAGAAAAGGAGGAACUAAAAUCUGCGAAAGAAGAACACAACCCACUCGAAACCCAGGGGGCCCUUUACUUUCACGCGAUAUCUUUAAUGGCGGAAAGUGACGAUGACCUCAACAAUGUCGACCAACUCGUCAAAAUCAAAGACAAGUUUAAGACCCACCAGCUCUCCGCUUUAGAAAAUCUUGCAAAAAUGUUGGCAAAAACGUACGUCCUAUCGCAAAAGUGGGAUGAGGCUACCGCCAUUUUUAAGACCGUGAUAACCAAUCAAGAUCCCACAGUUUAUGAUCAUUUAGAAGGUUUGAAAUCAAUCCAAAACAAGGAUCUAAAACCUGCCGAAAAAAUCCAGGAUUUAGCCACGUUAACCAAACUUCAAAUUCCCAUCGCCCCAUUCUGCAGUCGCGUCGGGUUGGACCUUUUCUCCGAACCGGUCUCAAAUUUAGUCACGUUCCUGCAAUCUUUCGAACCUGGCGUCAUAACUGAGAGUGAAAUCGCCACUUCGGAUCCGUGGACUUGGCCGACCAAGCUCCUUCGCGGCUUUAUUCUCUCCAAAAUCACCAAAGACGACACCACCCAUCAAAAGGACACAAUUCUUCAACAAUUUGACCCACUCUGGUCAACCUGGACGCGACUCGUGACCCCUCCCCGGUUCAACACAACACACUUAAGUGAAGACACCCAAAUAUGCAAAAAUCUCCGCGAAACCUUGCAAACCCUAGUUGGAACAACCUGGGACCUCGGCACUGUCAACUUCGUCACAUUUCUCCUCUCCCAAAUCCGACCCAUCCCAGAUUUUACGGCGAAACCCUUGCCCCUCACAUUCCCUCAGGUCAAGACCAACUGGCUGAAAAAUACUCCACCCAACGAAGCAAUAACUGACGAAUCGGCCACCACAUUUUUUGCAAAGGCCAAAGACACCGGAUUUCUGGAUGGGAUGGGAAAAAAUCUGACCGCUUUGUACACCCUGACCUCUUGCGGGGUCAAGGCGGAAGACCUCAUCCCCUUCAUGGAUCAACUUCAGGGGUUGGAAUUAACCUCUAAACUCGACGAGUUAUCUAUCGCCAUUCCAACCGUGAAGGAACAAUCGGGCGACUUUAGUCUAGAAAAAUUAAGCAACUAUUUGCAGAAUUGGUUCCUCGAGACGAAAGCAAGCGUCAUUUUUGAAAUAAGUACCACCCAAAAGUCUAUCGUGGUUGACAUGUUGAAAUCUAUGAAUCAGUUUGAGAACCAGAAGACAAAUGAUUUCGAAAGUUUGCAAGAAAUUUUGGCAAUAAUGCAGAAACGCUUGGACCACGGUGCUGAUUCGGGAGAGGAACUUAUUAAGAAGCAAUUGAUGACUUAUACAACCCUUAUUCAAGCAAUGUACACGUACUCUUUGGAAAUUAAAACAGUCCUGAAAGUCGUGCAGGAUGAAAAGACGGAAAUUAGCAAAUGGUUGUCAGGAUUGUCCAUUGCGCCAAAAAGUGAAGACGUCAAGGAACGAAGUAUCGAUGAGUUGAUGAAACUAUUGGAGGAUUCAAAAUCUGAAGGGCUGGACUUGCCAGAAAUUCGCAAGUUGUACGACUCGAUAAUUGCGAAGGGGGCCGAGUGGAAGGACAAGAAGGAGGACGAUGUGAAAUCAUGGGCCAAAAAGGUGAACAAGGACACGGACAAGGCCGAAGUUAUUGCUGGACUGGUGCAAGCUGUCGCCCUAACGAAGAAAGAUACCAAGCCGAGAAAUGCACAGAUUUUGGCCUUGUUGACUUUGACGCAAAGUUAUGAAAAGGGAAAUGGAAGAUUGGCAAGGGUUGAGACGGGUGAAGGGAAAUCCCUGAUAAUCGCCCUAUUCGCUGCCUACGUCAAACUAACACAGGACCUCAAAGUCGACAUCGUCACACCAUCGUCCAUCCUCGCCGCACGAGAUUCCCAUCUCUUCGCCGACUUUUACACUCUCCUCUCCCUCGACUCCGGCUUCCUCACGACCAUCCCCACCGACAAAUCGUACGAAAAAGACGUCUUAUACGGGGACCCUCAAUCCCUCCAAUCCGACUGCUUACGGGUGGACUUCCACUUUGAGGACGACCUCCGAAAAAAGCGGCCCUUCUCCCUCGUCAUCGUUGACGAAGUGGACUCCAUGCUCAUCGAUCAGGCCGCCAACACCACAAAAUUAGUCGAACCCGUUCCCGGCGUAGAAUUUCUGGCCCCCUUGUUCGCCGCAAUUUGGAGAAUUGUCAACGACACGGGAAACAUGCUAAUACCUAUCAACAACGCUAAAUACUGCCCACAAGAAGUCACCAAAACCGACUGUACCGACUUGGUCAGUGUCCUAUCACAAAUUACAAAAAGGCACGGACCCCCCUCAAUUCUGACUGAAUCUGUCAAAAACUUUGCUGAAAGAAUGGCAGAACUUGAAACAAAGGAUGCCAAAGCUCGAGAGGCCUUAAAAUUAUUAAUCCGCAAUAAACUAAUCCCGGGCGACAUUGGUCCCGCCGACGACCCCACGACGGAUGACACACUCAACAAAAUAAUUCAGAAGAGAUGGAACACCGACGAGAAGACGUCUUUGGUCCAUAUUUGCGGAAAGUUUCUGGGCAGAAAGGUUCAAAUUUGGGGCCUCGAUGCAGAAAAAGGACUCGCCCUAAGCGCCACCUAUCACACCGAUCAGGAACCAAAAGACAUCCCAGAUCACUUCAAAUUCCUCCCGAUUUUUGAAAUGGAAGGCAAACUUGUCCAACUCCUCGAAGCCAGUGGAAACAAUGCGGCGUCGUUUUUAUUUAAUCGAGUCACCGAGAAAAUUAAGGCUCUCGUCGUCUUCAGCGAUGACAAAAACGUGGACAGAGACAGUGACAAGCUCGUUCUACCGCAACAUUUCAAAUCCUUGUACAACUUCAAGUUGCAGCGUUGGAUUAGAUCCGCCAUCACGGCGCGGUAUUACGUCCAUGAGGAUCAAGACUACGUCCUCAAAGUGCUGGAUGGCGAUAAGCACACCCGAAUCGUGCCGGUGGAUUGGCAGAAUACCGGAAUUUUAGAAGAAUCCUCCGUCUGGCCGGAUGGCGUGCAUCAAUUCCUCCAAAUUAAGCAUCUCCUCGCCACGACGCCGGAACAAAUUACGACAAAUUUCCUCAGUAACGUGUCCUACUUUAAGCGAUACGGCAAAAAUGUCUUCGGCCUCACGGGAACGCUUGGAUCCGCGAAGGAAAAGGAGUUAUUGUCCAAAACGUACCAAGUCGGGACCGUAAAUGUUCCAACGUUUCAAGCUAAAAGACACGCACUCUUGAAGAACAUGACCCUAGAAACGAGUGACGAAUGGAUUGAAGCAAUCGUCACUUCCGUCGUGGCCAACGUCCGUCUCCAACGGGCGGUCCUACUGAUUUGCAAAACCAUCGAGGAAGCCGACCACUUCAAAGACACGAUUGAAACCAAAGCAAAGGACACCGGGGAACAAUUCGACAUCCAAAAAUAUACCCGAUUAGACCAAACUGAGGAGACCAAAGUACCCGAAAAUCAAUUAAAGGGAGGCUCCAUCAUCAUCGCGACGAUGUUAGCGGGACGCGGAACGGAUUUUCAAAUUGACGAAAAACUCGCCGAAAAAGGCGGGCUGCACGUCAUCCUCACCUUUUUCCCGAACAAUGUCCGCGUCGAGGAUCAAGCAACUGGUCGCGCUGCCAGAAAAGGACAACCCGGUUCGAGUCAGUUAAUCGUUCUGGCCGAGAAUGAAGACGUUGAUCGUGUUGCGGCCGAUUGGAUAAGUAAAGGGACCGGAAUCUUGACCGAAUCCCGGGAUAAGAACGAAGACUUGACACUGGACAACGUGCAGAAAAACGUGCUUCCAAUGAUCACACGGGAAGACGGACAUUUUCAAAAAUAUUGCACCAUUCGCAAAAAACUUGCCGACGCGGGGGACGACUUUGAUAAGAAGUAUACCCUCGCCUGGCUCGAUGAGCAGUGGGGAAUCGCGCUGGAUAAGGCGAAACCUUUGGAAGAAGGCGAUCCGGGGCAGGAUGUCCUCCAAAAAGAGUUUGACGACAAAAUGGCCUCUCUCGAAAAAGCAGUGGACGACCAAGGGAAAAAUUACAAGGAUGAAAUUGCCAAUCCCCAAACAAAUUUGCUACUCGGGGCUGGAUACGUGCAGAAGGGGGAUGACUCCUCGCUAAAAUCUGGGCAAGGAUAUUUGUCCAAAACGAUAUCGAGUGACGGCCAUUUUGCCGUUAAUGCGAAUUACUAUCAGGCCUAUACCCACAUCAAAUUGGGGGAUUCGGAUUACAAGAAGAACGCCAGUGACGAAUUAGCUCUUGCGCUGGAGGGAAUCAUGAAAAGUAUUGGGGCUCAAAUGGCGAUCCAUGCAUUUGGAAAUGCCAAUAAGGAAGACGAAAUAACGCUUGAUAACGAGGGGAAUAUUAAGCCGAAAGAUAAGCCUAAAGGGGUCAAAGAUCCCGAAUUCACGCAGCAAGUCAAAGGACGCGUUCAUUUACUCCAACUUAUGCUGAAAUCGAUACAAAAUGCCAUGAAGGAAUUGCAAGAUUCUAAAGAAAAGACUGCAAAAUUGAUCCCGGUGGACGAAUAUAUUCGGGCGCAGAAGAAGGAUGACUCCAUUUCUGAGGCGGAAAGGAAGGAAGCCGAGGAGUCCGGACUGAUCGGAUUUAUUGAAGUUGUCAACAAGCCGACGCCCUGGUGGGCCUGGUUCACGGUCGUUUUGGUCUGCUGUCUUGAAGUGGCGGCAGGCGCGGUGCUCGCAGCAUUUACAGGCGGUGCUUUGGGGACGGGUCUCAUCGUCGACGGAAUAAUCGAUUUAGCUUGGGCCAUAAAAGCCGCCAUCAACGGGGACUACGUCAGCCUGCAAGAAUUCUUUAUCAACAAAGCCAUCUCCAUGGUCAUCAUGGUCCUCACGGCCGGCGUGGGUGUCGUAGUUGCAAAAUUCGGAGCACGAAUAGCACAAUUUGCGGCAAAAUGGGGCACCAAAUUUCUACAAACAUCCGUCGGCUCGGUAUUCGAAUCCAUUUUCGAAUUUGGCAAAACCAUGUGGUCUGGACUGAAAGGAUUCGUAACAAAAAUUGGCAAAGCUGGGUACGAACUCUUAAAGACUUUAGGCCGCGGAAUUCGAAGCUUGGGCGCGGGCGCGUUAGGAUUGGUGAAACGCUUGGGAACGAAAAUCAACGAAUUUUGGGAAACGUUUAAAACCACGCGUGCCUGGCAGUUCCUCGUCCGAGUGGGAAACAAGCUGAAAUUACCCGAAGCUUUAAAAUACGUUAUCGACGGAAUCAACAAGGUUAAAGAAUCGCUAGGAAAAUUCGCAACUUGGAUUCAAACGCACAUUUCGGAACCAUUUAUCACUCGUGUCACGCCACAGAGCUUGCGCGCGAGACAGGCCGCAUUUACGUUUAAACUUGUCGCGAAAGAGUUUGCACGUCGCGGCGCGCUGGAAGGGCUCGAUUGGAUACUUAACAGCAAAUUGAUGCCGCUACUAAAAGGUCUGAUUGCCACCGAGUUGAAGAAAUAUGUCAAGGACAGCGUCACCAAAGAGAUCACGAACGGAUCAACGGGUCCAUCCAUGGACAAAUAUUUGGGAAAUUACACCUCAAAACAAAGUUACGAGGACGCCUUUAGAAAAAUGAAGAAUGAAAAAUUAAUCAAAAUCGUGCAAGAUGAGCUGGCCCCACAAAAUCCAAAAGUUGAAGAAUCCAUGAUCUCUGCCCUCCUCUCGUUUGCAGAUGAAGCCGCGGAAAAACUGAAAAGUGAAAAAAUUGCGAAAGGACCCACAGUCAAAUUGGCGAAAAUUAUUGAAAACGGGGCUCAAUUGCUGGUCGACGUGUACCGAACGGUCGGAGUCGUGACGAGCAUUGUGAAAUACACGGGCGAUCUUUUCACCCGGUUUAGAGCCGAGUUGGACAAAAGUAACCUGCCCGACCCGACGGACGCGUCCUACAUUAAAAACGCGGAUGGGAAGAAGGAAUAUGAAAGCGAUAAGGAAAACCUGAUUGAAGAAUUGUCUAACCAAAUAGCCGACCAAAUGGCGGACAUUAUCGUGCAGGGGAUCAUUGUGCCAAAGACGGAACAAAAAAUCACGGAGAUUGUCAGUAACAUGGGAGUUUUCAAGAAUAAUAAGGUGUUGGAGAAAUUAAGCGAGAUUCAGGUGGGGCUCGGUCAUCCGGAAAGAUUUCCACAAGCGUCAAUCUGGGAUAUUUACAAGGGUCUCAAGACGAACCGAGAUGCCGAACAUGCCGCAACCGUGGAAGAAGGCGUUCACCUUUUGUCAUCUUCUCUCUCCGCAAUGUCUGCAAUUUCCGGGCAAUCGAUCGAAGUUUAUGGACAACGUGAUUACGGAACGUUCCCACAUCCUGAUGAAUCUAAAGAACGAGACCACAAAGGACCUACUUUGAGCAUGGUCUGGUCCGCGAAGGCGUGCGGUCUUGGGGAGGAAGAAGAACCCAUCAGAAUCGCCAUGAGUCGACGAGAUUGGGCGUCGCGGUGGCAAUUUGCACCUGUCGUGCGGGGCAGGGAUGGAAUUUUGCGAAUCGUUCCUACACCAAUGAUAGAAGGGGCGAAUUUGAUGGAAUCCGUGGCACUAAUGAGCAAGGGGAAUUAUGAGAUGAACUUGGCCAAUUUGAAAUAUAUCGAGUCUCUGUAUUAAUUUAAUUGGGGGAAAUAUUUAAUUUUUUGUGGAAUGAUCAAUUAGUAAAAAUUAAUUUGCAUUGUAACAAGCCUAAUAAUAAUUAAGUAUAUAAAUGUAAUGAGUUUUGAACGGGAAUCAUGGAUGACAUUUUAAAUGUUUUAUUGUUCCGAGCUUUCGACAGCGAGCUGCUAUCUUCUUCAGGGAGCGAUAUUGAAAUUUAAAUCAAAAUACAAGUGGACAAGAAAAAUAUCACCAUUUUAGUUGUUAUUUAAAUAAAUAUUUAAGUAUAUAAAACUGGUAAUCUGCAUAAUCUAAUUAACUUUGUAAAAAUUAUGAUUACUAUGAAUACGUAAAUAAAAUUAAGUAUGUCAACUUAAAGCCUAAAUUAUGCAAUAAACCGGACUUGAGAAAGUGUGAGAGUUUAAAACCCGAUAAAAUAAUUAAAGUGUAAAUUUAAUAAGUUCUUAUUAAUAGAAUUUAA
Messenger RNA from Folsomia candida, 10599 nucleotides. RefSeq lists its product as uncharacterized. The transcript is spliced from 11 exons. The record is from RefSeq and is a predicted model, not a curated record. Gene Ontology annotation, biological process: protein targeting; protein import. Gene Ontology annotation, molecular function: ATP binding; ABC-type protein transporter activity. Lineage: Eukaryota; Metazoa; Arthropoda; Collembola; Entomobryomorpha; Isotomidae. The coding region runs from base 222 to 10136 and encodes 3304 amino acids. Gene Ontology annotation, cellular component: membrane.